AUGAUUAAGUUGGUAAAACUAGAACUGAUGAUUCGUCAACAUUACUUACAACAGCAACGUUUGAACAAUAACCACGAUCGUUUAUUACAACGAUUUCAAGGUAUUCUCACGCCGCAUAUAACAGAGUUUCGAGCAUUUGGAAGAAGUCUCUUACCGGGUCGAAAUUAUGAACGAUAUAUUAGUAACAUGAAUGGAAAUAAUCGACGUCGCGACUCGUUAGUUGCACAAUCUCGAGCCAGUAUUGGCAGUUCAAGUGAGACAUAUCGAUUUAUGGGCGAGGAGAUCAAUGAAAAUUUACCACGAGAUAUCAAAUCGAUCAUGCAGCAUACACGAGAGCAACCGUCGCCAUUGGUACUUGCAGAGAAGAAGUUCGAACCAGUUGCAUUUUACGAGCAUCCUGUGUUUGGACGAACACCUUCCUAUGUUCGACCUGUGUCUAGUCGAGAUGAACAUGAAAAAGGAACGCGUACGGAUGAUAACGAGAGUGACACCGAUGAUGACGCACCCUCGAGUGCAUCAAGAGCGGUCACUCCGAAAAUUGAUCAAAGCGAUGGUAGACGCAGUACAACGUCUGCCGCGAGCAAUGGCAAUGACGAUGAUGAUGAUGAUGAUGACGAACAUUCCGAUCAUGCACCAUUGGGAUACAUAUCGUAUAAAAAAUGGAAGAGUAAAUACGCUAAUAUUAUACCUGUGAAUCCCCUUCUUUACAACAUCUACACUCAUCGUUCAAAUGGAUCACUUGAUAGCUACGGGCAUUCAUUGUAUACACCACGCAAUCAGAUUCGUGCAUUAACACGCGACGAAGAUAGUUCAACACCAACCAUAUCCGACAUUGGUUCGACGGCAUCGGAUGCACCUCACGAACCGUCGACAUCAACAAAUCGACAAUAUCAAAGAUUUCAACCGCAAUUAUUUCCUCGAACUACUCCAGUUCGACCACGUGAAUCAAGUCCUGCAGAAAGCGACGAUGAAGACUCAGAUUCUGAUUCAAAUGCAUCUAUUUCACCAGUUCCAAACUUAAUGCAAAACAAGACGAGUCCUGUUGUAUCAACACGUUUGCCAACAACGAGUCUCCCUAUCACGCCUUCAUCCAGUACAACUCCUUCAUUACCCGUGCCAUUGACAAUGAACACAUCAGAUAGUAAUACAAUAGGAAUAUCUUCAACGCCAUUAAUCUCACCAAGUGCAUCAAAUAUUCCACCACCACCACCAUUGCCACCAUCAUUCUUAUCGUCUUCAACCAACAAUACUAAUCAAACACCGUCAAGAAUCCCUCCAGCACCAUCAAUACCAUCCUCCGUGCUCUCAGGUUCAACUAACAAUACAUAUCAAACGACUUCAACAAUACCUCCUGCACCGCCUCUGCCGCCGAAUUUAUUAGCGUCUACAAGCACCAAUACAUACCAGAGGCCUUUUAAUAAUCCUCCUCCAGUACCCUUAUCCACAACGAGCUCAGCUGGUAUCUAUCAAACUACUUCAAACGCAUCGUUACCUCCGGCACCAGCUAAAGCAGUCACCUUCGGCGGUUCAUCGUCAUUUCCUCUCUCAAACAACGAUAUAUCCAGUAGUAGCGAUAGUGAUGAUGACGAGAAAGAGAAACGACGUCGACGAAGGAAAAGGCAAGCUUCCGCUGGUCAACCAGUUGAUUCGUCAUCGGAUGAUUAA
Messenger RNA from Adineta ricciae, 1665 nucleotides. The record is from the annotation of a GenBank genome assembly. NCBI's taxonomy places the organism in Eukaryota, Metazoa, Rotifera, Eurotatoria, Adinetida, Adinetidae.